CCGAGUAGAGACUUGCGCACCCCCGGGAUCCAAGCAAGACCCAAGUGGGCCAAUUAAAUCCUUCGAAUGCUCGCGCAGGUGCCAAGUAAGGGGUUCGUUUUUGCUGUUUAUCAUGAAACUGGACUUCUAUUCUCAAAACUGGUAACCGGCAUUCGCGGUCUUUUGACGUUGGCGAUAAUAUUAUCAUGUCACACGAAGUUGGCUCGAUUAGCAAUCUUUCAACUGUAUUAAGAUGCCCGUGAUAUUUAACCUAGAUUGGCCAAUCAGCCUCCAGCCACUUUUAGUUACUGUUUUGAUAGCUUGCUAUAUCGUAGGCCUUGGGAUAUAUCGCCUAUACUUGAGCCCACUUGCUAAGAUUCCUGGCCCAAGACUUGCUGCGUUGACUACUUGGUACAAUGCCUAUUAUGACAUGUUUCAAAGGGGUCAGUACGUCUGGGUUGUAGAGGAGAUGCAUCGAAAAUACGGCCCAAUCGUCCGGAUCAGGCCAGAUGUAGUCCAUAUAAAUGACCCUAUGUUUAUUGAAAAAUUAUACUCGCAGUCUCCGAAGCAGAGACGUGAAAGAUAUUGGACGGUCCUUCAAACACUUCAAGCUACGGGGUCGAUUCUAGCUACGCAGGAUCACGAACUCCAUCGCAAGCGUCGGGCGGUUCUUAGCCCCUUUUUUUCGCAACAGAACGUGCGGCGCUUAGAACCCGCUAUCAACGACACCCUCGCAAACUUGUUCUAUCGAAUGGAUGGGUGGGCUAAAGCCGGGGAACCCGUGCGGAUGAACGUUGCGUUCCGAGCCGCGACGAAAGAUAUUAUUCAGGCUUAUGCGUUUGGUGAAGGGGAUAAGUGUCUCGAUAAGGAGGAUUGCAAUACCGCGUUUUUUGAUAUUAUGGAACCAAGUCGACUGGCUCAUCUUGGAACCCACAUGUUUUGGCUGGCUAAUCUUCUUAGUAACUUGCCUCCAAAAUUAAUGACCACCCUUAUACCUAAGGUCGGCGUAUUCACGAGCUUUGUCGAGGGGCUAGCUGUCCAAAUCGAGGAGGUUCGAAAGGCUAAAGAUCUUCCAGAAGGCAAGACGAUCUUCCAUGAAAUUAUUCGUAGCGACAUACCGGAGGCCGAGAAAGAAACUCGGCGUUUAACUGAAGAGGCCAUGGUGAUUGUUAUCGCAGGUAGCGAGACUACGGCUUCAACCCUGGCGGCAAUCAUGUAUCACUUGCUUGCUGAUCGUCAACUGUUCAGUCGGCUGAGGGCCGAGCUAGAAACCGUCAUGCCAGAUCGUAACGAGCUUCCAGCGGCGUCGAAAUUGGACAGUCUCCCGCUCCUAAAUGCAAUCAUAGAAGAAGCUAUCAGACUCUACCCCGGUGCCACCCAUCGGCAAGAUCGCACGUGUCCCGACGAGGAUCUUGUCUACGAGGCGCCAAACGGCCGGACAUAUGUCAUUCCAGCUGGCUCAGCCGUCGGCAUGGCAGCUCCGAUUCUAAAUCGCAACCCAGGCUUGUAUGAUCGACCAGAUGAAUUUCGACCCGAACGUUAUCUAGAGAACCCGAAGCUUUCAAAAUAUCACCUGUCGUUUUCUAAGGGGACAAGACAGUGCAUAGGAAUAAAUCUCGCAUACCAGGAACUUCGGACUUUCACUGCUGGCAUCGUCAGGCGUUAUGACAUGUACGAUCCGGCUAGAAAGACUCAGAGCGGUCCAACAUUAGAGUUGUAUCAAACUACAAGGGCAGAUAUUGCAAUGCAUUCGGAUUUUAUAACGACUGCGCCGUAUAAGGGUAGUCCUGGCUUAAGAGUCAUGAUUCGGAAUUGAAUCUGAAUGAAACGGAUUGUAUAGCUGUUGGAGACAUAAACUAUUAUUAUUAA
Daldinia vernicosa is the source of this 1848-nucleotide messenger RNA. RefSeq names its product cytochrome P450. NCBI's taxonomy places the organism in Eukaryota, Fungi, Ascomycota, Sordariomycetes, Xylariales, Hypoxylaceae. Gene Ontology annotation, molecular function: iron ion binding; oxidoreductase activity, acting on paired donors, with incorporation or reduction of molecular oxygen; heme binding. The transcript has 4 exons. Bases 233 to 1795 code for a protein of 520 amino acids. The record is from RefSeq and is a predicted model, not a curated record.